Messenger RNA from Cuscuta epithymum, 2618 nucleotides. The record is from the annotation of a GenBank genome assembly. NCBI's taxonomy places the organism in Eukaryota, Viridiplantae, Streptophyta, Magnoliopsida, Solanales, Convolvulaceae.
GUAAAAAUACGUUGAAAAAGGAGUGAAGCUAAAAAACCAAACGGUGUUGGGGUGUUAGGUGUAUACUGUGUAUACCAAGAUGUAUAGCAAGAAGAAUGUGUUGAUCAAGCACUUAUCAUCUUAGAUCACCAACACUUUUUUAAGCUCCUAAACGCUCACCUAAGUAUCUUUAGAGUUUAGUUUCCUCUUGAUCUAUAUAACUAGAAAAUCACAAGAGCAUUCCAUGUUCGCCAAAUCUUGAAUAGAAGACAUGACUGAAUAGCUUUAAGCAUCAACCUCUUGCUCAUAGUGAAAACACCUAAUUAAGUAGCAUAGAUGAUGUUUACUCCUCGUGAAAUCACCUAAUUAAGUAGCAUAGUUAUGCCUGUUUCCCGUUAUUUUGUUUCCCACCUUCAUAGACCUUCAUCUUCAGGGAGCUUCACCUUCACCCGACCUUUACCUUCACCUUCACCUUCACUUAAUCUCGGAAUCUUCUUCUACGUUCACCUGCGACUUUCACCUGGCAUCUAUCAACUUCUACGAUCGCUCACCUUCUUCCUUUUGAUCGAUCACUUGCGACCAUCAUCAUUUCAGAAGUUCGAUAACUUUCAGCUUUGAUCGUCGUUUCAGUAGUUUGAGUGGAAGAACCCUACAAUAAAAGAUGGCGGGAGAUGGCGGAGAUAGAUCAUUGGAGGAGACGCCAACAUGGGCGGUCGGCCUCGUCACUUUAGUUAUGGUUGGAGUUUCGGUUCUCAUCGAGUACAUCAUCCAUCUUAUAGGGAAGUGGUUGAAGUCCAAACAUAAAAGAGCGUUAAAUGAAGCUCUAGAAAAGAUCAAAUCAGAGCUGAUGCUGCUGGGAUUCAUAUCAUUGAUGCUGACAGUUUUGCAAAGCCCAAUUUCGAAAAUAUGCAUCUCCGCGAAACUCGGGAACACGUGGCUUCCUUGCACCAAUAAGCAAGAGCACAAGUUAGAGGACUCCAAACACGAAUCUUUAUGGGACGAGAUUAACGGCCGCCGGAGACUUCUUAUCAGCGGAGGAACGCGGCGGGUUCUGGCGGCUGCGGACAAAUGUGCUUCCAAGGGAAAAGUGCCGCUAGUGUCUCUAGAUGGUGUUCACCAGUUACAUAUGUUUAUAUUCGUUUUAGCAAUUUUCCAUGUACUUUAUUGCGUUACAACUCUGGUUUUGGGGAGAGCCAAGAUGAGAAGGUGGAAAGUAUGGGAGAAGGAAACUAGAACAGCAGAAUACAAAUUCAAUAAUGAUCCUGAAAGAUUUCGGUUUGCAAGAGAGACAACAUUUGGGAGAAGACAUUUGAGCUUUUGGACAACAACACCCAGUCUGCUUUGGUUUGUCUGUUUCUUUCGCCAAUUCAUACGCUCUGUUCCAAAAGUUGAUUAUCUAACCCUCAGACAUGGAUUUAUCAUGGCUCAUUUGACACCUCAAAGUGAGGCAAAGUUCGAUUUUCAGAAAUAUAUCAAUAGAUCUCUAGAAAAAGAUUUCAAGGUGGUGGUUGGAAUAAGUCCUCCGAUGUGGCUGUUUGCAGUUUUCUUCCUUUUAUUCAAUACUCACGGCUGGUAUUCCUAUUUAUGGCUUCCAUUUCUUCCCCUGAUUAUUAUACUUUUGGUUGGCACCAAGUUACAAGUGAUCAUCACAAAGAUGGGGCUAAGGAUUCAGGAUAGAAAUGAAAUUGUGAAGGGAGUUCCUAUUGUUGAGCCGAAUGAUGAUCUUUUCUGGUUCAACCAUCCUCGACUCCUUCUCUUUCUCAUUAACUUCGUUCUUUUUCAAAAUGCAUUUGAGCUCGCUUUCUUCGCUUGGACUUGGUAUACGUUUGGGCUGAGAUCAUGUUUCCAUGACCAUGUGGAGGAUAUCAUUAUCAGAUUCGUAAUGGGUGUUCUCAUACAAGUUCUAUGCAGUUACGUCACCCUGCCUCUAUAUGCCCUUGUGACCCAGAUGGGUACCAAUAUGAAGCCAACCAUUUUCAAUGAGAAAGUUGCUACUGCAUUGAAAGGAUGGCACCACACAGCAAAGAAACGAAUAAAAGAUCAAAGUAAUAAGAAUGACAGCGCAAGCAUUACUCCCACAUCAAGCCGCCCAGGAACCCCAUCUCGCCAUGGCAUGAGUCCGAUGCACCCCCGAAAUCGAAGUUACUACCAAAGUGAAAUUGACAUGAUGAGUAGCGCUCAAUCAACUGUGCAUGAUAAAUCUGAUUUCGAUGACUUAAAAGAGAAUUGGGGUGGGGCAAAUGACAAUGCUGAUAGGAUUGAUAGCUCAAAAUCUCCCUCUCGGUUGUUCUCCAACCAUGGCGAUGGACGACAAUCACCACAGCAUGAAAUGUCAUCCUCUUCUUCUUUGAACCACACGGCGCACAAGCAUGAUGAUAAUAAUGUAGAAUUAAAGAUUGAUGAUGAUACCACCACCUCAUUGGAGAUUACUCAUGUGCCACUGUCGCAACGUGAGGUUAAUGUUAAGGAACAAAUCGAUUUUUCUUUUGAUAAAAGAUUAGAUUGAACUUGAGAAACUUAACAAUGUAUUAUAAACAAUAAAAUGGCUACUUUUGAUCCUACCAGUUUGGUGCACAAAAAGUUGGAGCAAACCAAUCUUGUUUGACAUGGAAUCUUUAGGCGAUUCCAUAUUAUCCCUG